AUGCUCGAACAGUUUUUGAGUGAAUUGUCUACACUUCCAAAAGAUUUGGCCAAAAAUUUGUCGGGAAUUCGUAAAUAUGAUAAAGAAUGUCAGAAACGUUCAGCAGAGAUUGAUCAGAAAUUAAGGAUAUUCGUGGAUUCAUGUCAGAAAAUGACAAAAAACUCUGCAGUUUCGUUUAACAAAGAAAUUAUGGCACUUUUCGAUGAAAUUGAGCGUUUGUCAAAUGAAAAGAUUAGAUUGGCGUCAGAUACAUACGAACUUGUCGACAAACACAUCAGGCAUUUGGAUAAUGAGUCCGUGAAGCUUCAAGCUUUGAUAAAACAAAGACAUCCAGAUGUUGCUGCGCAACCUAUGACAUCUGUAACUGCAGGAAAUAAUGAUGAAGUGCAAGAUCGAAAACGCAAGUGGAUCUCGGGACGCAGGAGUAAAAAAAAAAUUAAGGAUGAUAUUUGGGCGCAGAAAGAUAAAGUUCUCACAACCACGCCACUGGCAUCUCUCAUGGAAGAGUCACCAGUAAUGGAAAUGCCUGUUGAUCCUGACGAACCUACAUACUGCACAUGCCAACAGGUUUCGCAUGGUCAGAUGAUAAUGUGUGAUAAUAAACAAUGCGCCAUUGAAUGGUUCCAUUUCCAAUGCGUCGGUCUUACAGAAGCACCUAAGGGAAAAUGGUUUUGUGAGCGGUGUAGUGAGCAACGGAAAAGAAAAAGUUCUACUGUAAGCAGAUAG
Molecule: messenger RNA, 726 nt
Organism: Thelazia callipaeda (thelaziosis nematode)
Lineage: Eukaryota; Metazoa; Nematoda; Chromadorea; Rhabditida; Thelaziidae
Source: the annotation of a GenBank genome assembly